Molecule: messenger RNA, 577 nt
Organism: Phytophthora sojae
Lineage: Eukaryota; Oomycota; Peronosporomycetes; Peronosporales; Peronosporaceae
Exons: 6
Coding region: 5-577 (190 amino acids)
Biological process (GO): DNA replication; DNA strand elongation involved in mitotic DNA replication
Cellular component (GO): GINS complex
Source: RefSeq, a predicted model, not a curated record
CGCAAUGGCGCUGAAUGCCAAGGGGAAGGAGCUGCUGCGCGAGCUGCAGCGCAGCGACUGGCUGCCGCCGUACAAUGAAGAUCUUGUGCGGCAGGUGGUGGAGGAGUCGGGGCUGCUGCACGAGGAGCUGAACAGGAAACUCGAGACGUUCAAGGAAGGGAUGCCCAAGUCGGUGGAGUGCGCACUCGUCGUGAGUCACCAGGGUCUGCUGCGCAACAAGCGCUGCCUGCUCGCCUACCUGCACCACCGCAUGGAGAAGAUCAAGGCGCUGCGGUGGGAAACGGGUACCAUUAUCCCGGGUCCGCUGGCUCAGAACUUGUGCCAGCGCGAGGUGCAGUUCUUCAACCAAUACGACCAGAUGCUGACGGACUACAUGGCCGACUUCGAGCUCGACCUCUCAGCGGAUCUGAAGCCGCCCAAGGACUUGUACGUGGAGGUGCGCGUGCUGCGCGACUGCGGCGAGGUCAUGACCGAGAGCGGGCUCGUGAACCUGGAGGCGCACUCGCAGCACUUCCUGCGCCGCGUGGACGUCGAGCAGCUCAUCCGCCAGGGGCUGCUCGAGCAGAUCAAGCGCUGA